This is a messenger RNA of Malassezia sympodialis ATCC 42132, 486 nucleotides long. RefSeq names its product zinc-finger domain-containing protein. NCBI's taxonomy places the organism in Eukaryota, Fungi, Basidiomycota, Malasseziomycetes, Malasseziales, Malasseziaceae. The record is from RefSeq and is a predicted model, not a curated record. Gene Ontology annotation, biological process: mitochondrial electron transport, NADH to ubiquinone. Gene Ontology annotation, cellular component: respiratory chain complex I.
AUGUUGGCGCCUACUCGUGCGCUGCGCAAUCACAUUUCUGCUUCGCGCACUAUUUGCACAUCCGCCUCUUUGUUUAAAUCUCUUCCGACCAAACAGGAGGCUGCCCCCAGUGUAGCCCAGGGCGACUUUGUCCGUCCUCGCACUGAUGGUCAUGGCAUUAGCGCUCAGGUCCAAACUCCGAUUGCUAAGGCGACUAACCCGCCAGGUCUGGUUGAGUAUGGCCUCGAGCAAUCCCCUAACUUCCCUGAGACUUGGAGCGAGUCACAGCGACCUAAAUCGGAGGCCAUGAAGGGCCCUCGCUUUGAACAGACGGACUACCGCUUCCAACCUCAGCCGCUCUCUGCCAUGGAACUUAUCAGCAACCACCCUAUUCAAAUGACGACCCAGCGUGUUGUUUCAUGUGAUGGCGGAGAUGGCCCUUUGGGACACCCCCGCGUAUACAUCAACCUGGUGAGUCAAUUUCUGAAAAGCUUGACUAACAAAUGA